AUGAUCUUCUCCCCAAUCGGUCGCGUGUUGCCGUUUUUGGCACUUUUGGUGUCCGCAUGGUGUCUCCACAGUGGGGUCUGGAAUACCACUCAAGUUUUGGUGGUCUUAGACCCCAAACUUACUGAGAACCAGGAGGAAGCCGUUUCUGUUUUCAAACUCAACGAAGACUACAACGUCACAACCAUUGAGUACUCAGAUAGCGAAGCUGAGCUUUUCUUGGGUGAAGACGCCCUUUACCACCACGUUGUGUUUUUGCCGUCGUCGAAAAGAGCAGCUGCGGCGAAAAAUAUCGUCAACAAGCACAAAUUGCUUGAUUUCUUCAACAAGGGCGGUAACAUCGUGGCUGUAAGUCUGGCUACGCACACUGUUCCAGAAGAAGUGCGUUUAUUUUUGGCGCAGGCCGGAAUUUUCCCUGCGCCAAAGGGCUAUGCCGUGGCGAGCCAUUUUGCGCCUGUGGAGGUGGAUUCCGGAAGAGUCGCCAACUCGGUGGUUCUCCCUCUGCUCGACCCACAAACUUACAAGGGCACCGCUGCGCUUGUUUCUAACAGUCCUCUCGUGUUCCCAUUGGUCAAAGCACCUCAAUUGUCUUUCUGUGCAAGUCCCAAGGACGAAUUUUUGACUGAAGAAAAAACAUGGACCGUGGGCGAACAAGGAUUCUUGGCCGCAGCAUUCCAAGGCUUGAACAAUGGCCGUGGAGCAUGGUUUGGCUCAGAAAGUUUGCUUACUCGCGAUGCUCUUCUGUGGGUUUUCCACGAGCGUGGAGUUUUGAAAUUACAGUUUGUUGAACACUACCGCGUGCUGGAACCAGGACUUUCGAACCGCACGUUGUACAAAGUUAAAGACGAAGUAUACUAUACUGUCGGUGUAUCCGAAUAUGUUGGGGGUGAGUGGGUUCCAUAUGUUCCAAAUGACGAUGAUGCUUUGCAGUUGUCUUUCAAGAUGUUGGACCCAUACCAGAGAUUAAACAUGACCCUUUUAGGACCAGGAAGUUCGACGCCCGAUGGACCUGAGGACAUGAGCAUCUUCUACGUGCAAUUCACCAUCCCAGACCACCACGGCAUGUUUACUUUCGAGUUGGACUACAAGAGACCAGGCUUGUCUUUCCUCAAUGACAAAAGAAUUGUUGCAGUGAGACACUUGGCCAACGACGAGUACAAGAGAUCGUGGGAGAUCACUAACGCAUGGAUGUAUGUGGCUAGUGCCAGCUUCGUUGUCAUUGCCUGGCUUGUAUUUGUCACUAUCUUUUUGUUUAUUGGUGAUGAGAAGAAAGUUGAGAGAAAAGAAUUAGAGAAGGAGACCAAGGAGGAGGAAAAACCAUCUAGCAAGGCCAACUAG
Messenger RNA from Clavispora lusitaniae ATCC 42720, 1335 nucleotides. RefSeq names its product dolichyl-diphosphooligosaccharide-protein glycotransferase (gene WBP1). Gene Ontology annotation, cellular component: oligosaccharyltransferase complex; endoplasmic reticulum membrane. The record is from RefSeq and is a predicted model, not a curated record. Lineage: Eukaryota; Fungi; Ascomycota; Pichiomycetes; Serinales; Metschnikowiaceae.